GAGCGAACUACGCACGGAAGAAGAAAACUAUCAGCCCCAAACACCAACAUGGCGCCCGCUUCGACCGACAACUUCACAUGAAAGUGUCGCGUUGCACAUUGGCUUUAUCUGUUUUGCGCUAAAAGAAGGUCGGGGGUGUCUUAGAGCAGCCCCCCGUCGGGCGAUACCAACAAGGGGAUACAAGUGAAGGUGGAACAGCAACAAAGUGUCUUCUUCAUGUCAGCGCUCUGAACAGCUGGUCAACCCAGCCAUGAUCGAGGACAAAGGCCACCGUGUGACGGACUACUUCGUGGUGGCCGGCCUCACGGAUAAGUCCACGCCCCUGGAGCAGGACCUGUCGGAGACCAAGUCCAGCGGGCCCAAGGCGCCCAUCGUGGACCUGGCGGUCAUCAACCGCUCGGCAGGAGAGGCGGUGCCGGAGGGCUUCACCUGCAUCGACAUCACCCCCGGGGGGCUGCAGGCCAACCUCAACCACGGCAGCCUCAAGAGCCCCGAGCUGUUCCUCUGCUACAAGAGGUGCCGCGUCAAGCCCCCCCUCAUCGACAUUGGGGUGCUGUACGAGGGCAAGGAGCGCCUCAUCCAGGGGUGCGAGGUGCUGCAGGCCACGCCCUACGGCCGCUGCGCCAACGUCAACAACAGCUCCACCACCUCCCAGCGCAUCUUCAUCAACUACCGCCGGGGGCCCGCCGUGCAGCCGCAGAACUCGCUGGCCGUCACCGACAUCUGCGUCAUCGUCACCAGCAAGGGCGAGACGCCGCCACACACCUUCUGCAAGGUGGAGAAGAACCUCAACUGCGGCAUGUGGGGCUCCAACGUGUUCUUGUGUUACAAGAAGUCUGUGUCCUCGUCCAACUCCAUCACGUACAAAGCCGGUCUCAUCUUCCGCUACCCGGAGGAUGACUACGAGUCCUUCCCGCUGUCCGAGUCCGUGCCCCUCUUCUGUCUGCCCAUGGGGGCCAAGAUCGAGUGCUGGGCCCCCAGCACCAAGGACCCCCUGCCUGUGUUCUCCACCUUCGUCCUGACCAUCUCCACGGGGGAGAAGGUGUACGGCGCGGCCAUCCAGUUCUACGAGCCCUACUCCGAGGAGCUGCUGAGCGAGAAGCAGAAGAUCCAGCUGGGUCUGCUCACCACGGUGGAGAGGAGGCCGGUGCCGGGCCGCCACGUCACGGCCAACAAGUGCAUCUGCCUGCUCUCCCGCUGGCCCUUCUUCGACUCCUUCCGCAAGUUCCUGGUGUUCCUGCACCAGCUGUCCUUCUCGGGCCCGCAGCCGCUGCCCAUCGAGAAGCACAUCUCACACUUCAUGCACAACGUAUCGUUCCCUUCCCCACAGAGGCCAAGAAUCCUUGUUCAGCUCUCGGCGUUUGACACCCUGAUGCUCUCCCAGCCAGUCUGCACCCCCUUACCUCUCAGCGGGGCGGACUACGGCACCCUGGUGACCAACCUGGGCCCGGAGAACUGCGGCACGCUGCUGCACCUGGUGCUGAUGGAGAGCAAGAUCCUGCUGCACUCGCUGAGGCCCGACGUGCUGACCGGGGUGGCCGAGGCCGUGGUGGCCAUGAUCUUCCCCUUCCAGUGGCAGUGCCCCUACGUCCCCCUGUGCCCGCUCUCGCUGGCCGACGUCCUCAACGCGCCCUGCCCCUUCAUCGUGGGGGUGGACUCCCGCUACUUCGACCUCUACGACCCCCCGCCCGACGUGGUCUGUGUGGACCUGGACACCCAGACCAUCUACCAGUCUGACGAGAAGAGACACAGCAGCUGGAAGAACCUUCCCAAGAAGCCGUGCAAGAGCCUGGUCAAUUCCCUGAGCACUCUGGCCGCCGCGCGGAGAGCAGAGGCCCCCCCAGUGGAGGCCAGCCCCGUGGAGGUGGACUUCACCCUGCACAAGAAGACCACGCUGCGGGAGAUGGAGAUCCAGGAGGUGUUCCUGCGCUUCAUGGCCACCAUCCUGAAGGGCUACCGCAGCUACCUGAAGCCCAUCACCCAGGCGCCGUCUGAGAAGGCUACCUCCGCCGACUCCCUCUACGACCUGCAAGGGUUCCUGAAGAGCCGCGACCGCACCCACCAGAAGUUCUACGGCCAGCUGACCAAGACGCAGAUCUUCAUCCGCUUCAUCGAGGAGUGCACCUUCGUCAGCGACAAGGAUACCGGCCUCGCCUUCUUCGACGACUGCAUCGAGAAGCUUUUUCCUCCCGAUAAAGGCGGCGACUCCAAGGCCAACAAGGUGGAGGGGGAGUCCUCGGAGGACACCAAGCUGAUGGAGCUGGACGAGUCCCAGAGGAGCGAGCACACCGUCUUCGUCAUGCCCCCAGAGCCCCCCUGUGAGGGCGGGGCCGAGCCCCCCCCCCGCUACAGUUACAAGCGGUUCCCCCGGCUCCGCAUGGAGCUGUUCGACCGGCCCAAGGAGCUGCGGCCGGCCCUGGACAUGAGGACGGCGGGCUCCAGUCUGUCCAGCAGCCCCGCCCUGCUGGCCAAGAGGACCAAGCAGGAAGUGAAGCUGGCGUACAAGGUGGCGAAGCGCUCCAACUCGGACCCGGCGCAGUGGGCGCGCUGCCUGUUCAGCCACAGCUACAGCCUGUGGUUCAUCUGCCUGCCCCCCCGCCUGCGCGUGGCGCGCUCCAAGGCCCGCGCCAUGCACCAGGCCUACGACGUGCUGCUGCGCAUGAGGAUGGCCGAGGUGGAGAUGCUGGACGAGGUGUGCUACCGCGUGGUGAUGCAGCUGUGCGGACUGUGGGAGCAGCCUGUGAUGGCGGUGCGCGUUCUGGUGGAGAUGAAGAAGGCGGGCGUGCACCCCAACGCCAUCACCUACGGGUACUACAACAAGGCGGUCCUGGAGAGCCCGUGGCCCAGCCGCAACCGCAGUGGCCUCUUCAUGUGGACCAAGGUGCGCAACGUCCUGCGAGGAGUGGCCCAGUUCAAGCAGCUCAACGACCGGACCCUGACCACCAAGAACCCCACCAUCACCACCACAGCCGCGUCCCCGCCCGCAUCAGGGGGGGUCCGGGCCGCCGACCGCCUGAGCCAGCUCAGCGCUGACUGCUCCGGCGAGCCCAACGGCGAGCAGAGCCUGCUGUUUGGCGUGGGAGACCCUGCGGACUCAUGUUACACUACCGGAGGGCAGCAGUCAGACCAGGGCUAUGGCUCAAAGGACGAGCUCCACCAGGACCCCGUCCAGGCCUCCGGCGCAGGCCUGCAUCUCGCCAACAGUCCUGCGGUCUCACUGGACGGCGUCGCGGCGGCGCCGGCUGACUCCUCCGGGCCUGUGGGGGCACCACCCCCGCCGGUGCCCAGCAUCGUGAGGCCGUCCUCCUCGUCGGCAGCCCUCGCCGCCGGCAGGGACACGGGCGCUGGAGCGGCGCCCUCUAGUGGCGGUGGCGGCGGUGACGUCGAUCCGUCCCCCGCUGACCCCGCCUCCGCGCCGGCGCCGGCCCAGCCCCGCCCCCAGCGGCCGCGGCAGAAGAGCUUCGCCGAGCGCAGCCGCAGCUUCAGCUCGGAGAGCCGCGCGGGCAUGCUGUCGGACGGCGGCGUGGACGCCAUGGCGAGCCGCAUGGGCGCCGACGCCCGAAUACUGGCCGCCGCCCUGUCCACGGCCGCCACGCUGGGAGGGGGAGGAGCCGGAGGGGGGGGCGUGUCCAAGGCCCUCUUCAAAGACCUGGACGAGGAGCCCGAGGACGACCUGGGCUCGUCGUCGGUCGACCUGGGCUCGUCGUCGGUCGACCUGGGCUCCCCAUUGGUCGAUCUGUCAGAGGAGGCGGGGCCUCAAGAAGACGCGUUCCGAGGGGAGGAGGAGGCGAAGGAGGGGACGGGAUUGGUGGAAGGGCUGACGGAGGGGGAGGAGGAGGAGGAGGAGGAGGAGAUGGAGGAGGAGGUGGUGAAGGACGGCGAUCUCGCCGACGAGGCGGCGGCGGCAGGGCGGCCGCUGGAGCGCGAGGACGUGGUGGUGGGCGCCGACCCGCUGUCCCGCAUGGCGUCGGAGACGGAGGAGCUGGCCUCCAUCUCCAGCCAGGACCUGCCCAGCCCCGCCUCCAGCCUGCCCGCCGUGGUGUCGCGCAACCUGGCCGAGGAGAUCGAGAUGUACAUGAGCCUGCGCAGCCCGCUGGGGCCCAAGUCCUCCAGCAUGGAGCUCCGCUUCGACCCCGCCCCCCCGCCGGAGCCCUCCCCCCUGGAGCGGCGGGCCAGCCUCCCCGUGCCUCCCGCCCAGACCCCCUCGCCCCCCUCCACCACGGCGUCGCAGGAGGCCACGCCCAAGCGCAGCCCCCACGCCGUCACGCGCUCCAAGACCUUCACGGCCCGCGGCCGCACGCCCGUCUCCGGGGGCGCGGCGAGCCUCGCGCCGCGGCCCAACGCGCUCACGGCGCUGGUGAGGGCGUCGCCCGCCGCCAACACCCUGGGCUCGGUCAUCAACUCGUUCUCGGGCAUGAAGAUGGACGCGCUGCUGUCGGGGCCCAAGAUGGACGUGCUGAAGUCCGGCAUGAAGCAGGCGACCAGCGUGGCCAGCAAGGUGUGGGGCGCCGUGGUGUCGGCCUACGCCUACUCCGACGACGAGGAGGAGGCGGGGCCGAGCGCGUCGGGCGGUGGGGGCUUCCCCCCCCACCUGAACGACGCCCUGCUGACGGAGCGGGGGGAGGCGGAGGGCGGGGCCGAGCGGGGGGGGGCCCUGGGCCUGGUGGCCAACGGGCUGCACCACAGCCGCAGCAGCCUGGGGAGCAGCAGCGGCAGCAGCGACACGGGCCGGGGGGGGCCCCACACACAUGCCACCCCAGGCCGAGGGGUCCGGGGGUCUGACUCGGAGCACGGCUCCUCCCACCACGCCUCCACCUCCAGCAUCUAUCAGAACUGUGCACUAGAGGUGCUGAUGUCCAGCUGCUCGGUGUGCCGGUCGUGUGCGGCGCUGGUGUACGACGAGGACGUGAUGGCGGGCUUCACGGCCGACGACUCCAACCUCAACACCACCUGCCCGUACUGCCGCGCCGUCUUCGUGCCCCUGCUGCACGUGGAGUUCAGAGACCUGCGCACCAACAGGUUCUUCAUGAAGCCCAGCGGUUCGGGGGACAGCAUCCACAGCGCCACGGCCCCUCCCACCUCCGCCACCACCUCCACCACCAUCAGCAGCAGCAGCGGGGGGGGCAGCAGCCUCAGCUCCUCCACCACCAAGUCCCCCGACCUGAUGGGCUUCCCCCCCGCCGCGUCCGAGGGCUCCGGCGCCGACAGCCCCGGCACGCCGUCCGCCUCGCACAAAAGCCUGGUCCGGGAGCCGGUGCAGUCGGACCCCCUGGGCCUGCUGGAGCCCGCGGCGGAGGGGAAGCACUCCUCCGGGACCUUCCUGACCCGCAGCAACAGCGUGGGCGGGCCCCUGCAGAGCCUGGACUGCAGCCUGGCCCCCGGCCACGGCGUCUCCACCGCCAGCCUGCCCUGCAGCCUGCAGGAGGCCACGUUUGGCGUGGGCACGAAACGUCCGAACCCCAAACCAGUGUCCGUGCCGUACCUCAGUGCCCUGGUGCUCAGGAAAGAGCUGGAAACCAUGCUGGAGAACGAGGGGGACCAGGUGCUGUACACCCACAAGUUCCUGAGCCAGCACCCCAUCAUCUUCUGGAACCUGGUGUGCUGCUUCCAGCGGCUAGACGUGCCCAGCCACCUGCCGGGCCUCAUCUUCACCUCUGAGUACUGCAACAACGGGGAGCAGCCUCUGUCUCCCCCAGCUGCCCUGACCUCCCUGUCCCAGGACAGCAAGCAGGUGUACAUCCAGAUCCUGUGGGACAACAACCUGCACCAGGAGCCCGGAGAGCCGCUCUACGUGCUCUGGAGGACCUUAGAAGCAGAGAAGCGGCGGCCGCUGGCUCCCCCCGACCAGCAGGAGGCGCUGACGCUGCUGCACACCAUCGCCCGCAGCAUCCAGACCAACGACGUGUACGGCCCCAUGGACCUGCUGAUCAGGGAGCUGAAGAGACGGCCCCGCCCCAACCGCCAAAGGAGCAUCUACAGAGAGAUCCUGUUCCUCUCGCUCGUGGCUCUGGGCCGGGAAAACAUCGACGUUGAGGCGUUUGACAAGGAGUACCGGCAGGCCUACGACAACCUGAGCCCGGAGAAGCUGAAGACGCUGCGUGCGUUCGACCAGCCGCCCGGCGCCAAGGCCCAGUGGUGCCUGAAGUGCUUUGGCAGCCCCAUCAUCUGAGCUUUUGGCUCCCCCUGCUGGUGGUGGAGUGGAACUGCAGCCCCAUCAUCUGAGCGUUAGCUCCUCCUAGUGGCGGUGGAGUGGACCUGCAGCCCAUGCUUCGGUCAAAACACGGCACACGUCUAGGAAAUGAAUAGAAUAGGGGACAAGGAAAUAAGUGGAGAGACGAUUGUUUAAAGCUUAAAAUAUUCUCUACAAAUUGUCCAUGAAUGGUACUUAUGGCGACAAAAAUAGAAAAAAAAAGUUUUGACUGCUUUCUUAGGAAUUAUUUUGCCUUUCUGAUGUUUUAAGGGGCUAAUUAGGCCUAUAGUUAUAUGGAUGCGUGUGACUUUGAGCGUGAUUAUGAAUUGCUGGUGAAACGAGAGCGAUGACGUUUGGCAAUGAGUGUGUGACGUCGUUCCAGCGACGUCUGCUUUCACCGCUGAACUGUGUCUGUGUCCCUCUCCUGUCUGUGCACUUUCUGUAAACGGUAACACACGUCCGUCUAUAUCUCUGUACAUAUACCUGUACCAUAGGAAACACGUCAUAACAAGGUUGGCCUUAAGGUGCGAGUCUCGAAGACGCUUGGGUUUUUUCGGACUCUUUUUCUCUGCCCAACCAAGUCUUAACUACGAUGAAUGUCAAAAGUUUCGCCUAAACGCGUGGAACCUGUAUAAAUAUGUGUAUGCUGCUCAUCUGCAACGCGCGGAGACAACGGGGGACGCCUACAGACAAUCUAGUUUUGUUUCCAAAACAUUCCACAAGCCCCUCUACUUAAUACACGCCCCUUCUGUUUGUUGUUGUUCUCUAAUGAAACCACUUGGGGGCGCUAUAGGACCGCUGACUGGUCGGGAGGGACGGCACUACUGAUAAAAGCAGGGUUUUUUGUUAGCGAUCUCUGUAUUCCAGGUCUUAUGGGAGCUUGAGAUGAGUUCUACUUCAGGGAAAGAAAACGACGGCACACGCAAUACUGCAAAAGAAGACUAAAACAAAUUUAGAAACGUCUGUUCUGUGAUGUUAUCCAGCUUCCAUCGGCCGGUGUUGACCUGUUGAACCGCUUACUGGUGAUGAGACUAGGGGACUUCCCAAGAAUACUAUAAAUUAUUCUUAACAUAGUUUUAUCUGCCACAUUGGAGUUGGCUUUUAACGACGACACAUUGUAUAUGGUUUUCCAUCUAUUGUUUUCAAUGUUUUCUUGUGUAAUAUAAAUUCAAUGGUGAAUAUUCAAGCUGGGUGGCACUCGAUGUUAAAAUGUUGUCUUAAUACCUGCUGGUCCUGAGAGCGUCCAUCGUCUGAUCGGGAGGACCUGAAUACCUGAACUGUCUUGUAUAAAUACUUAAAUGAAAAAGGAAGAAAAAAAACAAUGUUGAAUUUGCACUGCUUAAAUGAAUAGCUGGCCUUCACCCUGACUUGUUUGGGUGAUCUGACUUCUGGCAAAACAGACGUGUCUAUCUGCUCCAAAAGUAAAAAUUUAAAAAGGAUUUGACGGCUAUUUUUUAUUUGUUGUAAGUGUUGCGGCCCUCAUUGGGUUUCAGUUACACACGGAGCACACACUUACCCAUACUCCAUGUGUCAUUGUGAAUAUACCGUCUCCUCUCUGAGGCGCUGAGAUGUAUUGUAUGGUUGUACAUAAAGGACUUGUGGUUACCGUGUUCCGUCCCGGAAUGAGUUCAUGUCUUCUCACAGUUGUUGCGCUGCAAUAAAUAGGGUGGUCCUGAUUUACAA
Messenger RNA from Gadus macrocephalus (Pacific cod), 7873 nucleotides. It is a transcript of the gene dennd4c, whose product is annotated as DENN/MADD domain containing 4C. Gene Ontology annotation, molecular function: protein binding. Lineage: Eukaryota; Metazoa; Chordata; Actinopteri; Gadiformes; Gadidae. Gene Ontology annotation, biological process: regulation of Rab protein signal transduction. The record is from RefSeq and is a predicted model, not a curated record. Gene Ontology annotation, cellular component: cytoplasmic vesicle.